Molecule: messenger RNA, 841 nt
Organism: Podarcis raffonei (Aeolian wall lizard)
Lineage: Eukaryota; Metazoa; Chordata; Lepidosauria; Squamata; Lacertidae
Product: shematrin-like protein 2
Exons: 2
Coding region: 99-590 (163 amino acids)
Cellular component (GO): intermediate filament
Molecular function (GO): structural constituent of cytoskeleton
Source: RefSeq, a predicted model, not a curated record
GGGUUCCCUGGGCUGAGAUAUCUCAACAGCUUCCCUGAACUUCAUCUCCUUCUCUCCAUUUCUACUCUUCUGAGACUUUGAUUCACCUCCAUCCAACAAUGGUUGACUGUGGUCCAUCCUGCGCUGUCCCAUCCUGCGCUUCCACCCCCACCGUUGGGUUUGGCUCAGCAGGAGGUCUUGGCUAUGGUGGUCUCGGCUAUGGAUUGGGAGGUCUCGGCUAUGGAAAUGGAGGAUUCGGCUACGGAUUUGGUGGUCUCGGCUAUGGAUAUGGAGGUGCUGAAAGAGCAGCCAACCUCGGAGUCCUGGCAGGAGUCAUCCCUUCAUGCAUCAACCAAAUCCCACCAGCAGAGGUCGUGAUCCAGCCACCUGCCUCCGUUGUGACCAUCCCAGGGCCCAUCCUCUCUGCCAGCUGUGAGCCUGUGGCUGUUGGAGGCAACACUCCAUGUGCCGUUGGUGGUUCCGGGAUCGUAGGAGGCUAUGGGGGCUUGGGCUUUGGGUCUGGCCUCCUUGGAAGCUCUGGAGGUUUCGGCUAUGGUUUGGGCUACGGGAGGGGAAGGAAGUUCGGGCGUCGUUUUAGCAUCUGUGCAUAAGCCAAUUAAACCUGAGAAGCAUAUUAUGAACUGAUAAUCAGAGAGCUUGAUAUAGAUCCAUUGGGCAUGGUUCAAAAGAGCUAAAUCCCAGGAUCCACUGCUGAAGUUGAACCCUCUUCAUCCCCCACCUCCUCGCUUUGAAGUCCAGAAAACUAAGAUGCUUAUAUGCUAAAUUUCUUCUGUAUUUCUCAUACAGCUAUCAAUGUCAUUUCUUGAAUCUUUUCAAUAAAGCUUUUGGCGCAUUACAGUAA